Cavia porcellus (domestic guinea pig) is the source of this 829-nucleotide messenger RNA. RefSeq names its product chromosome unknown C20orf144 homolog (gene CUNH20orf144). The transcript is spliced from 2 exons. The coding region runs from base 11 to 646 and encodes 211 amino acids. Lineage: Eukaryota; Metazoa; Chordata; Mammalia; Rodentia; Caviidae. The record is from RefSeq and is a predicted model, not a curated record.
UGAGGUCACAAUGUGGCCUUCCCAACACAGGGCCAGCCAGGGCCCUAAGCCAGAAGGCAGGGCAGAGGUAGCAUGGGCUGUGGCCCCUGAGGUGACCAGCUCUGCCAUGGGAAACAGCAGUUCUCACAAGAGGACCAACGCACCCAAGCAGCCACUCGAGGAGAGGCCACCAGAUAUGGACAAGGCCGAGGGGCAGCAGUUCUUCAGCCACUUUAAGCAGAAGAAGCUGAAUGCCAAGAUCGUGCUGCUUUUCCCUGUGGACAAGUGGCAGCAGCGGACUGAGGUGGCGGGUCUGGGUGUGCGUGCGCAGCGGCCCUAUGAGGAAGCGACUGGUGUCCAGGGAGGCAUCCCAGCGUCUCGUAUGCUUCAAGGAGCCGGAGACGCCCCGGAUCAGCGCGAGCAGGUGCGCAGGUACAAGCUGAGGGUCCAAGUCCUGCUCCUGAGGCUGAACUCCAGACUGCAGGAUGAAGCCUAUCGCGCCGCGGGCGGGGCCAGACCUGGGGGCGGAGCCUCAGACCACAGGGCGGGGCCAAAGCCCGAGCAGGACCAGCAGCAACGGUUCUCCAACCUGCUGAACCGGAGUGAGGCGGACACCGAGUGCGCUCACGGCAAGCGGCGGUGGCGCUUCAUUCGCUCACGGCCCUGAGUGCCCGGCCGGGUCCCGGCCUAAUAAAGAGCGCAUAGCAACCCUUGGCGUCUGUUAGCUCUGUUUGGGCCACUGGGGUGCAAGCAAAGUGAGGUCCAGCCAACGAAGGAAUGAAUAAGGCAGACGACUGGCAGCACCGUGAUCUGAAGCCAGAGCUGACUUAGGCUUCUCUUUUUCUUUCUU